This is a messenger RNA of Cimex lectularius (bed bug), 792 nucleotides long. RefSeq lists its product as uncharacterized. The transcript has 3 exons. Lineage: Eukaryota; Metazoa; Arthropoda; Insecta; Hemiptera; Cimicidae. The coding region runs from base 331 to 750 and encodes 139 amino acids. The record is from RefSeq and is a predicted model, not a curated record.
GAAACAUUCUGAGAGUGAAUUGUAAUUCUUUGUGUGAAUACAUUGAGACGAUUUUCUCUGUUCUUUUGUGUUACCGACUUAAUAAGGAGAUUGCUUGAGUUUGCUAAUUUGAAGAUUCAAGAUCGACAGAUUGGAAGACAAUAUUGAUUUAAAUUGUUUUUCAAUUUUCAAUACCCUGCAGUGACUGUAAUUAAAACUACAACAUCACUUGAUUUGAUAUAGGAAAUUAAAUACAACUGCGUGUUACGCAGUGCAUAAAGUAUAUACAUUGUACUUAUUCAUCACAUCCCUAAGACCAAUUUGCUUUCUUAAAUAAAACACAUUAAAGAAAUGAAUUUUUUCGCGGCUGCAAGUGCUGUUGGAUUUGCCUAUUGCUUGUUCAAUUCUUUUUUGACAAUAAGAGAAGAUAGGCGACAAAAAGAAAAAGAAAGGCGAGCAGCUGAAGAGAGAAAGAAAAGAGAAUAUGCCGAACUAAGAAAGCGUAGAUUCGGCGUGAAACUUGAUUUAUCUGAAAUAAUUAAAAAAUGCAGCGGACCCAACCUUGAGAUACUCGAAAAUAUGGAUGAGGAAACGCUUAAGGAAAUAGUAAAAGCAUGCGGUUUUCAACAAUUCAACGAUGUAACAUUAGCCACCGGCGAGGCUGCUUUGAGAUUCGGUGGAUCACAACUCAUGUUCGACAUUGUGAAUGGAUGCCCUACUCUCGAUAAAGAUGCGGAUAAAUUUCUACUUUUCCCCCCAGCUAAACAGUGAAUUUCUACCUCAAUCAAGACCAACAUUUCGUAUCAAAUAAAG